Molecule: messenger RNA, 173 nt
Organism: Sphenostylis stenocarpa
Lineage: Eukaryota; Viridiplantae; Streptophyta; Magnoliopsida; Fabales; Fabaceae
Source: the annotation of a GenBank genome assembly
CAAGGAAAAAGGGACACUACAUGACAGAAGUGCUCUACAAAAGAAAAAACAAAAAAAGAAGAAAAAGAGAAAGAAGAGAAAGAAAGAAAUUACCCUUCGGUCACAAGAAGCCCGGCAUGGUACAACCAAGAGUAAACGCAGCGAAUCAGAAGGCUUUCGGCACAACAAGACAC